Molecule: messenger RNA, 648 nt
Organism: Penicilliopsis zonata CBS 506.65
Lineage: Eukaryota; Fungi; Ascomycota; Eurotiomycetes; Eurotiales; Aspergillaceae
Exons: 5
Coding region: 1-648 (215 amino acids)
Biological process (GO): chromatin organization; negative regulation of transcription by RNA polymerase II
Cellular component (GO): pericentric heterochromatin; nucleus
Molecular function (GO): chromatin binding
Source: RefSeq, a predicted model, not a curated record
AUGCCUCCUCCGAUCAUCGACGACCCCUCAGACGACGAGUCGACGGGCGGGUCGAUUCCCUUCAAUGAUUCCGCCCAGGCGGUCGAGAACGAUGACGCGGUGGAUGAGGAUGGUGGUGACAAUGACGAGGAGAUGUACGACGUUGAGAAGAUUCUCGAGCAUCAGUUCGUCGCGGGCGGCCAGAUCGUGUUUCGCGUGAAAUGGAAAGGCUACGAGAAGGAAGAGGAACAGACCUGGGAACCGGAAGAGAAUCUGGAGACGGCCGAAGAGGCUCUCAACGAUUACUUCGAGUCUAUCGGUGGCCGGCCACAGCCGCCACAGGCACAAAGGGGGAGAGGAAAGCGGAAAUCGAUGACGAAGGAUGCGACUCCGGUAAAGACGGCGGAGGAGCCAGUCAAGAGACGCCGCAAGUCCAAGGGGGUCACCGAGCCCGUGGAAGACAUCAAGACCGAGACCUCUGACGAAACGGAAGAAGUGGGCGACUGGGUUCCCAAGGGAAAGAGCUGGGAGCACGAGGUGGUUAGCGUGGACACCAUCAUCCGGGACCCAGAUACCAAAUCUUUAUACGCGUACCUCUUCUGGAAGAACGGCAAGAGGUCGAAAGUGUCAAUCCAAACGUGCUAUGCCAAGUGUCCCCUUCAAGUAUGA